This is a messenger RNA of Saccostrea echinata, 3272 nucleotides long. RefSeq names its product GPI ethanolamine phosphate transferase 3-like. The record is from RefSeq and is a predicted model, not a curated record. Gene Ontology annotation, cellular component: endoplasmic reticulum membrane. The transcript has 6 exons. Gene Ontology annotation, biological process: GPI anchor biosynthetic process. The coding region runs from base 60 to 3257 and encodes 1065 amino acids. Lineage: Eukaryota; Metazoa; Mollusca; Bivalvia; Ostreida; Ostreidae. Gene Ontology annotation, molecular function: mannose-ethanolamine phosphotransferase activity.
CAAUUUUUUUCAAUGCCGGCUCGGAGAUCUUUAAUGAUCCACAGACAAUAAGAGGCCCCAUGACUCUAGGACUGAAAUGUAUCUGUUUACUUGUGUUCUUGUCUUCCAUUUAUGUGAUAGGAAUGUUUAUUUUUGCAAAAGGAUUUCUACUGAAGCGUGUUGUGAUAGAAAAGAACAGCACGUGUGCCGUAAACUUCGCUCAUCAAAGUGACCUACACGGGGAUGAAGGGUGCUGGAUGCACAGAAGCUACAAACGGGCGAUCAUUAUUGUCAUUGAUGCCAUGAAGUUUGAGUUCAUGCGCUAUGAUAACGGAUCUCUACACAAUAUUCCAUACAAAAAUAAAAUGUCUGUGAUAAACGAUUUAUUGACAACCAAACCUUUAAAUUCAAAGUUGUACAAAUUUUUGGCAGACCCUCCCACAACAACAUUACAGAGAUUAAAGGGACUAACAACCGGGAGUCUUCCCACAUUUGUUGAUGCUGGGGCUAAUUUUGCAAGUUCUGAAAUUACAGAGGAUAACUUCAUUGAUCAGCUGAUAAAACAGGGAAAGACAAUUAUAUUUAUGGGAGAUGAUACAUGGAUGGGACUUUACCCUGGGCGAUUCAGAAGAGCAUUUCCUUUCCCAUCGUUCAAUGUUAAGGAUCUACAUACAGUUGAUAAUGGAAUUCUGAGCAAUCUUCUACCACAACUACAGAAGCAAGACUGGGAUCUCACAAUUGCUCAUUUUCUGGGUGUGGAUCACUGUGGACAUAGAUACGGACCUGAUCACCCUGCCAUGGCAGAGAAACUUUCACAGAUGAAUCACAUGAUAAUAAAUGUGACAAAACAGAUAGCUUCUGAUACUGUGCUGUUUGUUUUUGGGGAUCAUGGAAUGACAAGAACAGGGGACCAUGGCGGGGACAGUCAAGAUGAACUGGAGGCUGGCCUAUUUAUCUACAGUCCCUCACAGCUAACAUCUGUACCUUAUUCUCCUGACAGAACAAUGACUGUAUCCCAGAAGGAUUUUGUUCCGACUAUCUCCCUCCUGCUAGGGGUCCCCAUACCCUUCUCCAGCCUGGGGCGGAUCAUUACUGACCUCUUUACUCAUUGCACAGGGUGGAAAACUGGAAGUAGUUCCAUAAAACAGUUAUUUCACAGUGUGAAGGCCCUGAGACUGAAUGCUCACCAGAUUAACACAUAUCUACAAGAAUACUUCCAGCAUUCCUCAGACUUCCCCAUCCAGACUUAUUACCAGCUAAAGAGUGUCCUAGAUACAGCGGAGACUGAGUUAAACAGUCUGCUGUCCGAGUUAGUCAGGGACGGAGAGAGUCCACUCAUGGAGGAGAAGCUGCAGAAUCUCAGGGAUAAAUAUAUGUUCUACAUUGAUGAAGUUGGAGGAACAGCCGAGGGGGUCUGGGCCCAGUUUGAUGUUAUGUCUAUGUGUAUUGGGGUGCUGACUUUGUUUCUAGCUCUGAGCGUUAAUGUUUACUUUAUAAAGAUCUCAUUUUGGUGGAAGAAGGAUAUCCCUGCCACAGUUCUCGUUGUGUUCCUUGUGUCCCUGGUUUACCUGGCAUUUGCUGUAUUUCAGUCAUUUUUUAUUGGUGAAAGUAACAGUGCAAUGAUGGUGUUUUUGAUGGGAAAUUGUCUCGUUUUUGGAGUUUCUUUGUUGAUUUUUAAUUUCAAGGGCAGUAAUCCACUUAUCCUGAAUAACAAAGAAAAUCCUCCACUAGGAUUUGAAUCUCUGGAGUUUGUUCUAGCAGUUUUUAUUACUUUUCUCACAUUUGUGACUUAUUUUUCCAAUAGCUUUGUUGUCAAUGAGGACUCCAUAACUCUGUACUUGCUUCAAUCCCUAUCAUGGGUUCUUUCAUUCUUCACAUUAAAACAUGUCGUACGAAUGUCUAGCAUUCCUGUAGAUCCAAAAACAAAAAAGCAGAAACCCUCCAGGAACUUUGAUAUCAUGAGAGUCUUGACCCACCCAGCCCUUGUCCUGAUUUUCCUUACCAUCUUUUGGAGCCUGUUUUUGAGACUUUCAGCUGCAUUUAGAGUUUGUCGAGAAGAACAGCAUCAGUGUGAAGCCUCCAUUUUCCUGCAGCCUCUUGGAAAUCUAAAUAGUCAGGAGGGGGUGAAGAAUUUCAGGUACUUCUUCACUCUGGUAUGUUUAUUUAUCAUGGUCUUUGUGAUUCAUCAGGUGAUGAAACAUUUUGGGAAUCUGAAUGGUUUCCCUCCCCCUGUGUUGGGGAUAACUUACCUUCUCCCCCUCUCUGCCUUGUUUUGCUCCCUUCACUGGGCAUUACAGGGACUCCCACAGAAAUCUAUGGACAAUCUUCCACCCUGGCAGCAGGUCCUCCUUCCCAGGGUUGUGUAUUUUUUGGUUACUUUGUUCCUUUUCCUUCUUAUCUAUGACCCUCUUUGUAUUUUUGUUGUGUUGAGAUCUAAAAGGCUAAUUAUGGAAGAUGAUAAACAGCUCAUACCCAAUAUAUACCAUCAGCUAAAAGAAAAUUUGGAAGAGAAGGGAGAUAAACCUCCAUUAGUUUAUGGACUGGCCACUUCUUUUACAGCAGCCACUGUUGCUAUGGUUACUCUUGCCCUGGUGCUUCUUGGCAUGUUGCUAGGUGAUGGACUGAUGCCAAGUUUGUUACUGGUCAUUUUUUCUGUGUAUUGCCAUUUGGAAAUCAUUACAAUCAGAGAAACAAUAAAUCUGCCUGUUUCUCUGUGGACCAGCCUAGUAUAUCUCUGUGUGCUAGCCUCAGUUUUCUUCUAUGCCACUGGUCACCAGGCAACCAUACCAACCAUUCGCUGGGAGUCAGCGUUUAUUGGUCUCCAUGGAGAUUUUACUAACAACGUUCUGCCAGCAAUACUCAUUCAUCUCAACACUUUUUCCUCUCAUGUGUUAGCAGCAGUUAUUUGCCCUUUAAUCCUAUUCUGGCCUAAAACAGGUGGACUGUUGACCCGAUGGGUCGUAGGGGUCAACAAGAAGGACAGCCCAGACUGGAUUGGAGAUUUCUGUUUCCAUGACAACAAGGAAAACUUCAGAAUGCUGAUAUUCAGAAUAUACUCCUAUGCCUUUCUAUAUCAGGGAUUUAAGGUUUUGGGAUCUGUCCUUGCCGCCUUUCUACAUAGAAGACACUUAAUGGUGUGGAAGAUAUUUGCUCCACGUUUUGUGUUUGAAGCAAUGACCAGUUUCACUGUCUAUGCUCUGUCUAUAGUGAUGUUUAUGUUUCUACUCCGUGUUGACUCAGCACUCACAAAAUGGAUGAAAAAUUUCUUAAAGAAAUAAAUGGUUGUUACAUUU